AUAAAAAAUUUAUUAUUUUGAGCAGUAGCCACAAGAAAAAGAACACGGACGUCUUGCAACCAAAUAAAUCUUAGCAGUCGGAAAGUUGCUGUCAUAAAGCCAAAGUGUGCGCCGUCUGAAAGAAACGACAAAUUCGUUAAUGACAUAAAUUCUUCUUCGUCAAAUGCGAAGGAAGGCAACUCUAAUAAGCGUCAAUCUCGCGUCAGGGAAAGACAGAUGGGUUUGAGCACUUCGCUACUGCCCAAAAAAAACGGCCGCCAGCAAAUCCAAAUCUGUGGCAAACGAAAAAGACGAAUUGAUUUGCAAUGAAAAUGCUAAGAAAGCAAAGUUUUUUUUGCAAACUGAAGCAGUGAACGACACUAUUCUUGCUCAAGCACCUUCUGGUUCGAAAUGUCAGAAGGAUCAACAAGAAAAGCAACGACAAUCAUCGGUACGUUCAACGUUAUCGACGGUGAACAUUGACUCGCAAACUCAUAAUGAAGGAGCGUUUGCUUUCAUGAGACAACAGUUGAGUUUCUUAAAAUCGGAACAAUUUGACUUUUUGUAUAACAACUGUAAAGUUCGAAACAUUGCGGACAUCAUGAAUUUAACCUUAAAUCAAUUGCAUGCGAUGGGCAUCUGCGAAUCGGAGUUAUCGCAGCUUACGCAGAUGUCGUUCAAAAUGAAAACAAGUAGUGAGAACGUUAAUGUCAAUAAUAAUGGAAUGAGUAUUUGUAAAAAUCGGAAUAAAUUGGAAUUAAUAAAAGCAGAUGACCAUCUGGUGCGUUCCAGUAAUGCUUACGAUGAUGGUAGUGAUUCACAAACAUUGUUCACUGAUGAAAAGAAAUGUGAAUCCUUUUAUAGGGGAAAUAUUAGUAUGCAGAAUUGCGAUAAACUCUGCCCCGGAAUGUCUGGAGCGUCGUUGACACCAGCAGAUGCUCUUCGUAUACUCUAUGAGGCUGCAAAGCGUACCAACCAAAUUGUCGAAAGUAUUAAAGAGAAUUUGCAAAAAUUAAAAACAACUAACAUAGAUCCAAAAGAGAAAGAAGCCCAGUUAUUAGAAGUGCAUAAUGAACUAAAACUGUGUGACGAGCAGGUAUUACGAAGCCAACAAGAAAUGAACAUAAUGGAGUUAAGUGAAACGUCUUAUAUUUGGAAAAAAAAUUUUAAAAAAACGGAAGCAGAAGCUGUAGGCGGCCACGAGAUGACGGCCACGCAAAAGAAACACUUAUUGAAAAGACAGCAACAAAAGAUCAUUAGCGAGGGUAGAGAGUUGCCUGGUAACUCAAAGCUGAAUUUAUUGGAAGACGUUUGCAAUGAAGUUCAGGUAGAGCCUGCAUUUGCAUAUGCGUCUGUAGAUGGCUGUGUAGAACAUUCAGAAGAAAUUGUUGAGCAAAGCGAGGGAGAAAAAAAGCAACAAAUUGACAUGAAGAAGGCAGGAAGAGGAUCGUCUGGUAAGUCAAAGACUAAUGUAAUAGAAGUUUUACGCCAAACUGCAAACGACAGUUCAGAGAAUUCAAGAGAAUCGAUGCGUACGGGGUGGAAAUAUAUCGAUGAGGUGCGAGAAUUAAAUGAAAACUACUUGCUUGAAAAUUUCAAAGCUGAGUUUUCGACCGAGGUUUUCGCGAAAGAUUUUAGGGAAGAAGGGAAUAAAGAGUUAACUGCAGUAGUAGUUAAACAUAAUAGAUCGUCGUCUUGUGAAAAGAUUACUUCUUCUGAUGAUAUCGCGGAGGAAGCUUCAAAUUCAAAGAAACUUGAUAAAAAAUCAACUAAAUUAUUGAAGAACCAUUGGUAAUGACAACCAUUCCAAUUCCGCAUCGUAUAAAAUUACCACAAGUGGAGAAUAUACAACAAAGUAAGCGCCUGGAAAGGAAUGAUAACAAUGAACGCG
Glossina fuscipes is the source of this 1870-nucleotide messenger RNA. RefSeq lists its product as uncharacterized. The record is from RefSeq and is a predicted model, not a curated record. The transcript is spliced from 2 exons. The coding region runs from base 497 to 1774 and encodes 425 amino acids. NCBI's taxonomy places the organism in Eukaryota, Metazoa, Arthropoda, Insecta, Diptera, Glossinidae.